AUGUCGUUAUUGUCUCCGAAAGAAUCGAGGAGGCACACUCUACGACGAGACUUCCUUCAAGUAAUGUCAACUAGACUGUUUAUGUGUGGUCGAUGCGGCCAUAUUGCGAAAUUCUGCCACGACCACCUAAGGCAUCUCCGCAGACAACACCCGUGCCCGCAAAUGAAGGAGCCAAAGAUGUACGAGUGCAAAACCCACGGCCCGACGAGCCUGGAUAUGGAAGAACACAUUACUCAUCUAAGGGACUCUUCUUUACACCCGUGGGUGCAAGAUGAUGAAUAG
Neurospora tetrasperma FGSC 2508 is the source of this 282-nucleotide messenger RNA. RefSeq lists its product as uncharacterized. Lineage: Eukaryota; Fungi; Ascomycota; Sordariomycetes; Sordariales; Sordariaceae. The transcript is spliced from 2 exons. Bases 1 to 282 code for a protein of 93 amino acids. The record is from RefSeq and is a predicted model, not a curated record.